This is a messenger RNA of Dovyalis caffra, 2010 nucleotides long. The record is from the annotation of a GenBank genome assembly. Lineage: Eukaryota; Viridiplantae; Streptophyta; Magnoliopsida; Malpighiales; Salicaceae.
AUGGAAAGUUCAGAAGAUGGUGGUUCCCAUUCGGAACCUCCUGAUCCAGAUGUUCUCGAGAUCGAUCCAACUUGUCGAUACAUUCGGUAUAAGGAGGUGCUAGGGAAGGGUGCUUUCAAGACAGUCUACAAGGCAUUUGAUGAAGUUAAUGGGAUUGAAGUAGCAUGGAACCAAGUUAGGAUUGAUGAGGUUUUGCAGUCACCUGAUGACUUGGAGAGGCUUUACUCCGAAGUGCAUCUCCUGAAAUCAUUGAAACAUAACAAUAUUGUAAGGUUUUACAAUUCAUGGAUUGAUGAUAAAAAGAAGACUGUUAACAUUAUAACUGAGCUGUUCUCCUCGGGUAGCCUUAGACAAUACCGUAAGAAACACAGGAAGGUUGACAUGAAGGCUGUGAAGGGUUGGGCAAGACAGAUUUUGAAUGGUUUGAGCUAUCUUCACAAUCAUGAUCCACCGAUUAUACAUAGAGAUCUAAAGUGUGACAACAUAUUUAUCAAUGGUAAUCAAGGAGAAGUUAAAAUUGGAGAUCUUGGCUUGGCAACUGUCAUGGAGCAGGCAAAUGCCAAAAGUGUAAUAGGAACCCCUGAAUUUAUGGCACCUGAGCUGUAUGACGAGAACUACAAUGAGUUAGCUGAUAUAUAUUCUUUUGGAAUGUGCAUGCUGGAGAUGGUUACUUUUGAAUAUCCUUACAGUGAAUGUAGGAACUCGGCUCAGAUAUAUAAGAAAGUUUCAUCAGGAAUAAAGCCUGCUUCCCUCUCUAAAGUUAAAGAUCCAGACGUAAAGCAAUUUAUUGAAAAGUGUCUAGUCCCAGCAUCUGAAAGACUGUCAGCGAAGGAGCUUCUGAUGGACCCUUUUCUUGAUGUGAAUGGAUUUGCAAGGAAUUCUUCCUUGCCUCGUUCUGAUAUUGUUAUGCCGAAGAUGACUGCUAUUGGAGAUCGUUGUUUGAUGUCGGAAGGGCCUGCAACUACAAGGAAUAAGGCCCCCUCCAUGGAUUUGGGUCAUGAUCCUGAGAUGCCCACAAUCACUUCUUUUAAUAAUUCUGUUAAUGGGGGUUCCCAUUCUUUGUGCUUGGAGGUUCGAAGGGCAAAACGAGGCAAUGUUUUCCUGUUAAGAGGUGAAGGAAAUGAUGAAAACUCUGUAUCGUUAAUACUUCGAAUGGCUGAUCAGAAUGGUGCUCGUGUAAGGAAUAUUCAUUUCCUAUUCUACCUUGAUGGUGAUACUGCUCUCUCAGUUUCAAGUGAAAUGGUUGAGCAAUUGGAACUUGAAGAUCAAAAUGUCAAAUUCAUAGCUGAGUUGAUUGAUUUGUUGUUGUUGAAAUUAAUACCCAAUUGGAAACCUUGUGUUCACGUUGAGCAUAUAGUACCUCCAAGUAGAGUGCAAACCCCUAGGGUCCAGCAGGACUUCCAUUUAUCUGGAAAUGGAGAAGUGGUCUUGGCUUCUUUCCAAAAUGCUCGUGAUCUUGUCAAUCAUUCAAGGAGUUCAAGUUGCUGCAAUUCUCAUGGUGGAUGGAUUCCACCGGUACAGGAAAGCCCCAGUACAGUGAAACUUGAUGAGUUGAUGUUCAAUCUUGAUGAUUUUGUUAGCCAUAAUCCACCUGCAGCUGAAGAUCGGGGUUCUGAAAUGUCAUAUGUUUCAGCAAACUCUAGUGACUGGAAUGAUAAAAAGCUCUCCUUCACUUCAUACAUGUCCACAGAUUCAGGACCUGUGGACUUUGAAGGGAAUAUCUUGCGAGGGACCUUGCGGGACUUUUUAACUGAAAGGGAGAUGGUUACAUCAACUGAUGACAAGGUCAAAUUUUUUGAUGCAAGUAUGAAUAAUACCACCUCUUCUGGUUAUGCAUCCGAUGUUUCCUCGUCAUCUUGUAAGGAUGACAAUGAGGAGUUGAGAAGGGAGGUGCAAAAGAUUGAACUACAGUAUCAGGAGGCAAUGAAAGAAAUUUCCAAAAGAAGGCAUGAAGCUAUUCAGGAGACAACAAAAAGAUUGUCGCAGAAGAAUGUACAGCCAUUUCACUAG